UGUUACCGUCGCUGCACUAGAAAGCAUCGAGCGCCAUGUUUGUGAGGAGUAACCACAGCGUGUGAAAAUUUUCCUUUUCUUUUUUUGUUGCUCUCGCCAACCAAUAUCACCAAGAACAAAACCGACGGAAAAAGAGGGGUAUCAAACUCUUUAGAACCAAUACGCAAAACAGUUUAACCAAAUAAGAACUCGCGUAAGGUUGAACGCUCUUGUGUUUUUUUCUUUUAAAAAAGAAAAAAUACUGUACUCUCAUCAAAUUUACCGUGAGAUUUUUUUUAUUUAUUUAUAUUUUUUUAUCAACAGUCACACCAGCAACGUCUCUGUUGAGACCCUCUCAGUCUUGACUGUUUGUGUGGGGGAAAAUGGCUUUUGAAAGCCUUUUCUCCAACCCCCCAAACACCAGUUGACAAAAUGAUGCUCUAAAUAUGACAGAGUCUGAGCUUGCAGGGGACGAAAGGGAGGAUGGGGAACUUGAGGAUGGGGAAAUCGAUGAUGAUGGACUUGAAGGAAAUGAAGUAAAAAAAGAACCAAAAGAGAGUGAGAAAGAGGACAAGUCGUCCCAUAGAAGGUCAAAGAAGAAGAGAAAACGAGAGAAAGAAAGGGAAAAGAAAAAAACAAAAAAGAGAAAGAAAGAGAAGCACAAGCGGCAUUCUCCUUCCAGUGGUGAUUCAGAUUUCAGUUAUGAUUCUGAUAUUGAUAAUGAAAGGUCAUACAAGAAAGGUCCUGUACCCUACAGGGAAUAUGAUGCUCCUUUCCCUCCGCAUGCACAAGGACCUGGGAAUUACAUGAAAUCCCCUGCACAGAAAUCUUAUAACAACAACAAUGCUGAUAACCGUGACUAUGCUGAUUAUAGUGACUAUAGUGAAGAGAAGUAUGAUACCUAUGAAGAUGAAGAGUGUGAUGACUUUGCAAAUGAACUGAAACAGUACAAGCAGGCAAAGGAAGCCUCAAAUGUUAUGGCUCCAAAAGGGUCAUCAAUGGGACAGAUGCGAAAACCUGGAAUGAAAGGUAUUAUGCAGAAGGGUAGAGGUCGAGGAAUUGGCCGUGGCCGUGCUAUGCGAGGACAACCAAAACAGAAACGCAAAACUUGGGGACCUGGAAGAGGUUCUGAUGGUGGUAUGAUGGAUGGUUGUGAUGAGGACGGUUAUGGAGGUGCAAAUUUUGCCCGAAAAAAGAAGAAAAGUCAAGAUUUUUCAUACCAUGGCACAGGUGAAAAGAACAGGAAAGGAGGCAUAUGCAAAUAUUUUCUGGAGGGCCGCUGUACAAGGGGGGACCAAUGCAGAUAUAGCCAUGAUGUAGCCAUUCAAAAGAAGAAAGAUAUCUGCAAAUUCUACCUUAAUGGAUUUUGUACCAAAGGAGACAACUGCAUUUUCAUGCAUGGUGAAUAUCCAUGUAAGUUCUACCAUACAGGAGCAAAGUGCUAUCAAGGUGAUAACUGCAAGUUCUCACAUGCUCCACUUACUGAAGAAACUAGGGAACUGUUAGACAAGGUGCUAAACAAUGAAAAUGUAAAUUACGAUGACAACAAAGACCACAGCAAUACCAAUGACUUUGAUAAUUAUGAAUAUGAUUAUGACUACGUAUAUCAUGAAGAUGAUGAUAAACUUGAAAUAGAAGAGCUUAGGAAACAAGGCAUAAGUCCUCUCCCAAAACCACCACCCGGUGUUGGUUUAUUACCAACUCCUCCACAGCCACCAAACUUUCCUGGUCAAAUGCCAAUGGGUCCACCUAACAACCAGCCACAACCCCCCUCUUCACCAGGGAGAAAGAUCCCCUCCAUCUUUGAUAUUGUUGUACAACCAACGGAUGUCUUUGCUCACAAAAUGGGACUGAGGCCCCAGUUUUAUAACAGCACAUCACCCCCACACGCUCCAUUUGAUGAAGACCAACCACCUCCCUCUCAGAUGUAUGGAUCAGGUCCAGGUCCUGAUCAAAACAUGAUGCCUCCAGGACCCAAUGGGCCUCCAGACUCUCCAGGUGGUUUUGGUCCUCCUUGCCCUGCAGCUCCACAUAAUAUGUCAGUUCCACAAGGUAUGCCUGGGCCCAUCGUACCACCAAAUUUACCUGGACAGCCAGUUUUACAGGACCAAGCUGAAGCACCAGUCCCUCCAGGACAUCCAGGUUUGCCUCCCCCACCAGGAUUUCCAGGUCCACCGAUAAAUCAAAGACCAAAUGGAGCUCCAGGUCAGAUGGGAUUUCAGGGACCUAUGAUGAACAUGCCCAUGGAGCAUCAGGUACCACCACCAUCACAAAGUCAGACUCACCCACAGUUUCCGUCUGAUGGAUCUCAGCAAAUGCAGCAAGAAGUUGCGUACCAGCAGGACAUGGCAUACCAACAAGAUAUGGCAUACCAGCAAGACAUCCCAUACCAGCAAAUCCAAAAUCCAGUGGACUUCUAUAGCUCUUACUAUUCGCAGCAAGCAGUGCAUAAUUUAGAGCAAGAAAACCACAUGGGAGAUGGAGUAUCAAAUUCAGCAUCUGAGCAGAGAGAUCAUCAGUCUUUCUUGGGCACAGAUGAUUCAAGAGAAAGUGACACUGAAUCAGAUGCCAGCAGUUCAACAGGUCGUAAGCCUACUGUAAAUGUUCCAGACUUCCUCCCAGCCAAACAAAAAGCUCUGUUUCUCAGAAUUAAGCAGAAGCAGCAGGAAGAGGGAGGGUCUGACAAUAAACAGUCACAGUUGCUACAGAGCAGAGAUGAAGAUGAGACUGUAAAUUGGUAUUCAAGUGAUGAAGAGGAGGAUGGUAGCAGUGUAAAAUCAAUAUUGAAAACACUUAAGAAGCAAAGUGAGACUAUGAAGAACCAGCAACAUUCUACAACAGAGCAGGCAUCUUACAUAUACAUGGACCCCAGACUUGGGAAAGAAAAGUCCUCUGAAAAUAAACAUUCAGAUCUUCGAUCAAGACCUGACUUGCGUCAGGGUACGGCUGGAGAAGUCAAGAAGUCUUCAGAAGUAGUCUCUGCUGAUCCAAGAUUAGCAAGAGAUCCCAGAAAGAUGAAAGUACAUGAGAGUGCCAGUAUAGGCCUCUCUGUCAGUGAGAGUCCUAAACAUGAGUCUCAUCCUAUAUCAAACAAGCAGCAAGGGCUGGAUGAUGAUGAAGAUACAGAACGAGAACUGAGGGAGAAAGCAGCUAUAAUACCUUUGGAGACUAUACCUGGUGCGACCUUGCGGGAUCCACGCUGUCAGCUGAAGCAGUUUAGCCACAUCAAGAUGGACAUAACUCUGUCUAAACCCAACUUUGCAAAACUUGUCAUUUGGACACCUGAAGACCUCCUUCCCUUACCUUUGCCAAAACCAGAUCCAGUGUCUUCAAUAAAUUUGCCUCUCCCUCCACUAAUAGCCAAUCAACGCCUGAAUAGAGCUCUGAGUAUUACAAGUGACUCUCGUCAGAUUGCUGACCCACGGUUGUCUGCGCGGUCUAAAGAAAAUAGCGCAACAAAAAGUACAGAAAAGAACGUGGACCCGAGAGCUGCUUCUGAAAGACCUUUAGACCCACGAUUACAGAAGUCAUCAGAUCCAAGACUGCAGAAAAGCAACAGCACCGAUACUGCUACAAGAGAGUCCCACAUUACACGAGCAGAUCCUCGCUUAUCAAAAGCAAGUGGUGGUUCAUCACAAGUUACUGUUAAGAUAGAUCAGACCACACUUCCUCCAUAUGCUCCCAAACUAUCUGCAGGUGGCAUAGGAAUUGGAUCGCCGAGCACUCUGCUCAGUGGCAUUAGUCUCUAUGAUCCACGGACCCAGACUUCACAAAGUUUAGUGACUUCAGUUUUAACUACACAAGCUGAUUCCUCUAAGGAAGGAGAGCAAGUGAAAAAACUUAAUGUACCAAAAGAUCCCACAAAAUCAGAAACCAUUCAGUGUGAUUCAUCAACAAUGUAUAAAUCUUCAGUGGUACAGGAAAAUACUAGUGCGGAGGAUAUGACCGAGCUCGGUCCAGAGAAAUCAGACAUUUACAAGCCGCAGUCAAAGACUGGAGCUGUCCAAGCAGCUACUGCUUCUGCUCCUGCAGUGCAUAACCUACCAAUCCAGGCUUUAGCUGGCCUAAUUAGACCACAGUACAGUGACCCAAGACAAACUAAACAUUCUGGACCUUCUAACCAAGUGGAGGAGGAUGAGUUAAACAGUAAAAAGGGUAAAAAACCACUGAAAGAAAUGUUCAAGACUUUUGAUCCAACAGCAUCGCCCUUCUGUUAGCACCCAUUUUUUGAAAGACUGAUGUUCAGUGUGUAUAUUGUAGCUUGUCCUGGUUCUUUAACUUAUUUGGCUUGUUGAUAGUGUUUUAUUUAUUUUUUUACUAUGUACAGUCUGUUUAACUGUUCAAAGAAAUGCAUGCAGUGGCACAUGCCAGACUGUGUGCUAAUUUUCUUUUGGUCUGAGUACGUAAGAACUACAUUUUGAAUGAAUUAUUUUUUAUGAUAUAUAUAUGUAUAGAGAGAAUAUACCUGUGACCACAUUUAAACUUCUUCCCGGUGAAGUAAUUGUUUUUCCGUGUACUGAAAUUGCUUAAAACCUAUUGUACAGUUCUUGCGUUCUAAGUUAUUUCCUGCUUGGGUAUUGUGUGAUUAUGUAUUAUUGAAGUAGUACACUGAAAAAAUGUGUAUUGUUUUUAGUACCUUAAGUAAUUACUUUUUUUGUUUUGAGAGUUAAUCUUAAAAGAGAAAAAUGACUGCCACUUUUAUAUUGUACAGUUUCAAUAGUACCACUCCGGUGAUGGUAUAUUUAGUCAAGAUCCUAAUCAAUUUGUGUUUCAUUGUUUAUUGAUGCUGUCAUGCGCGCACUGCAGUUUUGUUUUAAAUUGCUUUGAAGUUUUGUCACAAUCAAGUGUGGAACCAUUAACAGUUACACUGUUCAGAUAUUGCACUGUACAUCUUAAGUAUUUCAAUUUAUUUUUGUUUAGCAAAUGUAAAAGCUGAUCAUCUGUUUUUAAAUUGGAAAAUCAACCUGAAUCAUGUCAUAAUUUACUGAAGAUCAAUGUACACAAUCUAUAAAACAUUUAUUGAGAACUUUUUUGUUUGGUCUAGAAUCAGUCUGAAAUUUGAACAACUACUCAUCCAUGCAAUACAAGGAGCUAAUGGUGGAUUAUUGUGCAUUAAUAAGUUUCUGAACUUGUUGUUAUGUAUGACACCGUAUUUUCAUAUUGAGCUACUGAGAGCUUUAUAAACAAAGCCUAAUGUAAAAGUUUUUUUUUGUACAAAUGUAUUAAAACCUUUUAACGUAUAUUUUGUAUCUGUGAUUUUUAAUUAUGCAAUGAUG
Messenger RNA from Pristis pectinata (smalltooth sawfish), 5255 nucleotides. RefSeq names its product zinc finger CCCH domain-containing protein 6. Gene Ontology annotation, molecular function: metal ion binding; RNA binding. Gene Ontology annotation, biological process: negative regulation of DNA-templated transcription. Lineage: Eukaryota; Metazoa; Chordata; Chondrichthyes; Rhinopristiformes; Pristidae. The record is from RefSeq and is a predicted model, not a curated record. Gene Ontology annotation, cellular component: nucleus. The coding region runs from base 426 to 4196 and encodes 1256 amino acids. The transcript has 12 exons.